AUGCCUGUUACAACAAGGCAAAAUAAGAAAGGGAAAAAGGGCGGCGCCGUUUUUCGCUUUUGCACCAAAGCUUCCGUGUACACGCUUCUCGUUUGGAUUGUAAAUUACUCCAAUUCUAGCCAAUAUGGUGGUAAUUCGUACAAUGUGAUGAACAAUGGCCUUGGAAAGGCCAUGGAUUCAAGAACUCUGAGGUUAUUAGCAGAAGCGUACGAGGAAGAUAUAGAACAAGAUGGACCUAUAGUGUACGACGAGGAAGAUAUAGAACAAGAUGGACCUGCAGUAUACGAGGAAGCUAUUGAACAAGAUGGACCUGCAGUAUACGAGGAAGCUAUUGAACAAGAUGGACCCGUAGUGCACGAGGAAGAUAUUGAACAAGAUGGACCCGUAGUGCACGAGGAAGAUAUUGAACAAGAUGGACCCGUAGUGCACGAGGAAGAUAUUGAACAAGAUGGACCCGUAGUGCACGAGGAAGAUAUAGAACAAGAUGGACCCGUAGUGCACGAGGAAGAUAUAGAAGAAGAUGGAGAAACUACAGGAGUAGUUGGAUCAGAAGAACAAGUUGUACAGAAAGCUCCUUCUCUAUCCUCACUAGAAGAAGAAGUUGUGCAGAAAGCUCCAAAGAAUUCAGCGGAGGAAGGAAAAGUUGAACAUAGGGAUGACGAAUACGCACAAGUACAAUCUCCAUAUAAAAAUAGAGAACAGAAGAUAAAAGAGUAUUAUGAAAAAAGGAAGAUAGAUGUGCACGAUAAUUUUAAACCAACAAUAACAUACAAUUUUGAAGAGGCACUAAAACGUUGUAUUGCAUUCGACGCACGAAUACACGACAGAGAUCAAGACUGCUUGAAUGUUGGUUCAUAUCCAGAAGGAUACCAUGAACCACAAAUGGAAUUAGAGAAAAUGCUCAAUGCAAAAAAACCAAAACAAGAAGGAUAUUUGAGAAUGCAUCAAAACUAUUUUCGAAAUGUUCCAUUAAUAGAUGAUAUAGAUUAUAAUAAAAAACAAAAAGGACCAUACUUCGAAAGAGAAUACGGACGCCUAGAUCUAAGCCCUGCUCGACCAAGAACAACUGCUGUAACAAGAAACGUAGAAAGAAAAAUAAAUAAACCAAAAGUACAAGAAGUAGAAGAAGUAAAAGGAAAGAAAAAGAAAAAAAGAAGAUUCUGCUGUUUCUAA
Molecule: messenger RNA, 1173 nt
Organism: Plasmodium coatneyi
Lineage: Eukaryota; Apicomplexa; Aconoidasida; Haemosporida; Plasmodiidae
Exons: 2
Coding region: 1-1173 (390 amino acids)
Source: RefSeq, a predicted model, not a curated record